Coniosporium apollinis CBS 100218 is the source of this 2265-nucleotide messenger RNA. RefSeq lists its product as uncharacterized. Bases 1 to 2265 code for a protein of 754 amino acids. The record is from RefSeq and is a predicted model, not a curated record. Gene Ontology annotation, molecular function: DNA-binding transcription factor activity, RNA polymerase II-specific; RNA polymerase II cis-regulatory region sequence-specific DNA binding. The transcript has a single exon. Lineage: Eukaryota; Fungi; Ascomycota; Dothideomycetes. Gene Ontology annotation, biological process: regulation of transcription by RNA polymerase II.
AUGGCGACUACGCGUCGUGCGCCGCCGCUCGAGAUCUACCGGGAUCCAACAACCUCCUUCGACCACCACGAAGUCGCCGAGGCUGAAGCAGCACUUCUAUCCGCCCUCCGACCUGACGCGAACGUGUCGUCUGAGCAGCACACUCUCCUAGAUCCUCCGGCGUUCGAGCAGAACGGGCACUCGCCGCUGAAGACGUCCCGGCAAUCCAGCUCUCCCCCACCACAUAUACUUGCCGAAAGCAGAAGCAACCUCAACUCGAUAUCAAUUCCCCCACCCCAGCAAUACAAAUUCACGGACGCGUUGCAAAAGAAGCAAACCGUUCACGUGGAGCCCGCAACGACCACCCAGAAGCCGCGAGACGCGAUCUAUAGCACAUUCCCCUCCUUCGAGAAGCUCGACAAGGAAAACGCGUACAACCCGACUGGCUACGCCAAAUCAGUCAUCCAGAACUCGGAUCCCAUCUAUGGGUACAAAUCCUCUAUGAAGCGCACGCUGAUGGACGCAGCUCCUCUGGGAGAUCGGACGAACAAGAAAUCGAAAAUCUAUGCGGAGCCUGAAACUCAACCACUACCUGAUCCGGCUCAGAUGCCACCCAUUGACGACGAUGGGUCGAAGCCGCCAUACAGCUAUGCCGUCCUCAUUGGCAUGGCAAUCCUGCGAGCGCCAAACCGUCGUUUGACCCUGGCGCAGAUCUACAAGUGGAUUUCUGAGACAUUCAAGCACUAUCGCGCUUCCGAUACAGGCUGGCAGAACAGCAUUCGGCACAAUCUUAGCUUGAACAAGGCCUUCGUUAAGCAGGAGCGACCAAAGGACGAUCCAGGCAAGGGCAACUACUGGGCCAUCGAGCAAGGCAUGGAGCGCCAGUUCCUCAAAGAUAAGCCAACCAGACGGACAACCAACCCGGAAAGUGCACCUUUCAUCCACGGCAUGUACGGCGAUUUGACUAGACCGUCGACCGCGCCCUCCGUAGGCGCCUUCCCUCCUCGAUCUAGCGAUGUCAAGAACCUUGACUCCAGCAAAUUUCCGGACGAGACCGAGUUAUCUUCUGAUGCAACGAUCCCAGCUUCCGAUCCGGCCAUCCACGAGGGUCAAGACGUGGAUAACAGCAUGCCACCGCCCUCAUCACGUGCCAUAGACUCGUCACCACCGCCUGCCGACAUCCAUUCAUCUCCUCCACCGCCUAUCUCUCGUCCUGUGUCACGCCAGCAGCGGGAAGGGACUCCUGCGCGAGCAUCUCGACACAAGCCGACCAGCCGCUCGGGAGGUGGCCGUAGACGCAGAUUCUCCGUUUUGGGAGACAGUGGAUUCUACUCAUCCAUCGAGUCAUCUGCAAUUAAGGGCCAUCCAGCAGGCCCUCUCACAUCCGAGGCGGACAUAGAUCGUCAAGUCAUAAAGCAUGGCCGUGCUGAGGAAGAGAUUGCACGCAUCAGAAGUUCAUCGUAUGACAGUCCGACCAAAGGUCGACUUCAUCUGAAGCAGCCGAGCGUGCACUUUCCUUCCUCCCCUUUCCAUCCCUUCGAGGGCAGUGGCGCCAGCAAAGAACCCCUCACCCCAGCCAUCGUUUUCAAGCGACCGGCCAAGCCACCCGCAUCCGUCUCACCAAACACCAAUCUCCGCAACCAUCGCAACCGCAUCCGCGAGCUGCUCGGCUCGCCCGACAAAUCCCUCAGCGUGCUCCACGAAGAGCACACCUGGAGCCCCUCGCUCCCCCUUCCCAACGGCGAGGCCUUCAACCUCCACGAAGACGGUUUCGUCACCAACUUCGACGUCUUCGCCGACAGCACAUUCAACACACCCGCCUCCCCCUUCCCUCGCAGCUCGCCACGCAAGCACUCCGCCAAACGCCCCUGCCUCACCCGCGCCAGCACAACCGCAAACAUCCUGCAAGACAUCACCGGCGCCUCCCGCAACGCCAUCAACAUGCCGCCGCCGUCCUCAACCGCACCGUCUCUCAAGCCCUUCCUCAAGUCCCCCGCCCACUUCGGUUCGCCGAGCAAAGCCGCGGCGCCGACGUCGCAGCCGCUGAACCUGGGUCCGCCGCCUACGGCCCUCGAGCUCUGGGAUGGCCAGGGCGCUGAGGAUGAGAAUGGGGCGUUUUUCGGGCUGGAUCUGAUUCAUAGCGAUGAGUCGGAGCCGGGAUUCGACAUGCUGCAGGGCUUCCAGCGCAUUGGCGCGCAGCCGCGUGCUGGAGGCAGGGGUGAUGGGUCGCCGUUGAAGCGGGCGGGGAGGCCAGGACUGGGGAGGAGCUCGACGAGUUUGUUCUGA